Messenger RNA from Lachancea mirantina, 2100 nucleotides. The record is from the annotation of a GenBank genome assembly. Lineage: Eukaryota; Fungi; Ascomycota; Saccharomycetes; Saccharomycetales; Saccharomycetaceae.
AUGUCAGCUAGACAGUUUGAUAACGUGGACAAUUUCAUUGCAACCAUUAGUGAUAGCGAAGAGGAUGUGCCAGAUUUGGAAGCUUCCGAGGAUGAAUUGGAUAUAGGCAACGAAACUAAACGUGCUAGCACGAAAGUCUCGAGGGAUGUGACGAAGGAAGAAGACACAGAUUUGAAUCCAGACUUUGUAUUUGACCUUGAGGGCUCUGAACUAAAUCAUAAAUUUGAAGGAUGGGACUUUGGUGGCGACAAGGAUGUUGAAAGGGCCAAAAAUGUGGAUUUGGACGGUAUAAUUAAGAGAAAAGGUGGGUUAGCUGAAAUGGCAGCUGUGGAUCAGGAAUAUGAGGAAUCGGACGAAUCAAAUGCUGAGGAUGGCCUUGAUGAAGAUGCGCCCAAAAGUGAUGAAGUGGAUGGAAACAUGGCAAUGGAGAGUGCUGAUGAACCUUCUGAAGAUAACGAAGAAGACACUGACGAGGAAACCGCGGAGCAAAAAUCUGAAUUUUAUGCGCCCGAGGAAGAAAGUUUCAGCGCUAAGAAGACCGUUCACGAAACUUUCAACUCUUUGUCGUUGUCAAGGCCUGUUAUCAAAGGACUGGCAGCAUUGGGAUAUGCGAAACCAUCCCCCAUUCAAGGCGCUGUCGUUCCAAUAGCGCUUCUCGGAAAGGACGUCAUUGCUGGUGCCGUCACCGGUUCUGGUAAGACUGCUGCUUUUAUGAUCCCCAUUAUUGAACGUCUCUUAUACAAACCUGCGAACAUUGCCUCGACACGUGUUAUAGUUCUUACACCCACGAGAGAACUGGCUAUGCAAGUCGCAGAUGUUGGAGGGAAAAUUGGUCGUUUUGCCGGUAGUCUAAGCUUUGGUCUGGCUGUUGGUGGAUUAAACUUGAGGCAACAAGAACAAGCUCUAAAAUUAAGACCUGAUAUAGUCAUUGCCACCCCAGGUAGAUUAAUCGAUCAUAUCAGAAAUUCGCCGAGCUUUACCGUUGAAUCAGUCGAAAUACUUGUCAUUGACGAAGCGGACAGAAUGCUGGAAGAAGGGUUCCAAGACGAAUUGAGCGAAAUCAUGUCUUUGAUUCCAACCAAAAGACAAACAUUACUAUUUUCCGCCACCAUGAAUGCCAGGAUCAAUCAGUUAGUUUCUCUUUCGUUGAAAAAACCCGUCAAAAUUAUGCUCGAUCCACCAAAAAAGGCAGCAGCUCGACUAACUCAAGAGUUCGUUAGGAUUCGUAAGAAGGAUGGCUUGAAGCCGGCUCUACUAUACCAUCUUUUGAGAAAAAUGGAUGGGUCCCAGCAGAAAAGGAUAGUCGUCUUUGUUUCUAGAAAGGAAGCCGCGCAUAAAUUGAGAAUUAUCCUCGGUCUCUUGGGUAUGAAAGCAGGCGAAUUGCAUGGUUCACUUUCGCAAGAGCAGCGUAUUCAGUCAGUCAAUUCCUUCAAAGCACUUGAGAUUCCGGUUUUAAUCUGUACCGAUCUUGCUUCGAGAGGUCUUGAUAUUCCUAAGAUCGAAGUCGUCAUCAACUAUGACAUGCCAAAGACAUACGAAAUUUAUCUGCAUAGAGUAGGACGCACAGCCAGAGCCGGUAGAGAAGGUCGGUCUGUCUCGUUUGUUGGUGAAGCGGCGCAGGAGAGGGUUAUUGUUAAGAGCGCGAUCAAAGCCGCCGAGGAAGAUAAGAAUCCUGGUAGCGUUGUGGGUAGAUUUAUUGACUGGAAGGUGGUCGAGGAUUUGAAUAAACUAGUUGAGUCGAAGACCGAUGUCAUUGAAGAGAUUUUAGACGAGGAAAAACAAGAGAAGGAGAUUUUGAGGGCAGAAUUAGAGCUGCAAAAGGGUGAAAACUUAAUAAAGCAUAAGAAAGAAAUCCAAUCCAGGCCGAAAAGAACUUGGUUUCAAAGCGAGGCAGAAAAAUCGAAUUCCCGCACUCUUCUUGCCUUUGCUAAACAGAAAAAAGGGCCUAACAGUAAGAAGAGGAAAAGAACUGAAGCCUUAGAAGACUCUGCUUCUAGAGGCUAUAAAAAGACUCAAAAAGAUCGUGUAACAGAUCAGGAAAAAUCGUUUGCCAAAAAGGGCCAGAAGAAUAAAGGUAAGGGCAAGAAGGGCCGGAAAUAG